AUGGAUCUGAUUGCCGAGUACCUUAUACCGAGCCUGGAUCAAUCGUCUUGCGUUCUUGUCCAUGGCGACUUAUCGACCGAAAACAUUAUUAUCGAUCAGGACUUUAACGUUAAGGCAAUUAUUAACCUCGGUUUUGCGGAGAAGAUACCAUUCCAAUUAUCAGCAUGUUUCCCCAACUUCUUAACUCAUGACUUCCAAACACCACACGAUCAGGUCGAAGUUGAAUACGGAAACAAUACAGAUGGGCAUUUAGUAUGUAAGCCAAAGAAUACGCCAACGAUGCGACGGGACCGUGUCUUUUACCUGCAAUGCGUUAAAGAAUUAUCCGAAGGGGACCCGAUGCUCGAAGAGUACUACCAACUGCUAGCUUCUAAGGACGAGAUACGAAGAUACUGGUGGCUUAUGGCGGCUACGAAGCUGAAGGUUCACCAGGCUAUGGCCGUGUGCAACUGGUUGCGUCCGUAA
Arthroderma uncinatum is the source of this 465-nucleotide messenger RNA. RefSeq lists its product as uncharacterized. The transcript is spliced from 2 exons. Bases 1 to 465 code for a protein of 154 amino acids. The record is from RefSeq and is a predicted model, not a curated record. Gene Ontology annotation, biological process: protein phosphorylation. Gene Ontology annotation, molecular function: protein kinase activity. NCBI's taxonomy places the organism in Eukaryota, Fungi, Ascomycota, Eurotiomycetes, Onygenales, Arthrodermataceae.